Messenger RNA from Coniosporium apollinis CBS 100218, 903 nucleotides. RefSeq lists its product as uncharacterized. Lineage: Eukaryota; Fungi; Ascomycota; Dothideomycetes. The record is from RefSeq and is a predicted model, not a curated record. The transcript has 3 exons. Bases 1 to 903 code for a protein of 300 amino acids.
AUGUUGGAAUGUCGCUCGAGCUGUGACAGCGACUGCUGGGCGAAUACAUUUAUUCGGAAGUGCACUGCAAGCAUCCGGCCUUUCUGCUAUUCCUGGACUUGGGGCGCUGCCGCUGUGGCGGACUACGGCUGCGGCACUGAUCCCGCUUCAACGUGGACAACCGUUGAUACGAUACUAUCCAACUACGUUGCUUCGGUACCUACGCUGGCUCAAAACGCAGUUACGGGAUGGCAGUCUACAACGCCCACACCGAUUCCUACACCCAUAAGAACGUCACCGAGGCCUGGACCUACUACGUUGGUACCGGAACCUAGCGGGCCAGGCAUCGGUGUCAUCGUUGGAGGCGCUGUCGGAGGUGUGGCAGUGGUUGCCAUUAUCAUCGGAGUCAUUAUAUUCUUCUUCGUUCGUAAGAGGAGGCAGCAGCGACAGCAGCAGCAGCAGCAGCAGCACGCUCCGCCGACCUUCAAUCCUAAUGCGGGCCCGCCACCACCUAUGCAGCAGCAGCAGCCCAUGUACCAGGCGCCACAGCAGCAGCCGGGUUAUUUCCAACCAGGUCCUCCCGUCAUGAGCAUGGACAGCUCAGACAACAAGUACAACCCGACCGUCGCAGCCUACCCCACGAGUCCGAUCUCCAGUCCCGGUAGCCCUGCGCCGCCGUACGACCGAAAGUCUACUAUAAGCCCCCUACAGACAGGGUACGGCCAGCCUACGCUCGGUGUACCCCAGCAAGGGUAUGUAGCGCCUCAUGAUGGAGCGGUUGAGAUCCAGAGCGCUGCCGCCCCUACACCUUAUCAGCCUUACCAGCCGCAAGGACAGGAGAAUCUGGCGCCGCGGCAGCCGACGCAGCAGGUUCAGCGAAAGCCACCGCCACAGCAGGGGAAUGUCUAUGAGUUGGGACAGUGA